CACACGCAAUCACAUUUCUGCUUCCAACAACUGUUGUGUUUCAUUUUUUUUCUUUCUUUUUUUUUCAGAAAAAAAAAAACACGUUACUCUUGUCUAGUUUUCUAAUUUUCGUUAUCGUGGUUAAUAAAAAUGGAAAUUUCUCCGGUUGAUGUGGCUGAUGGAGUGAAGAGGAGUGUGGAGGAGGGAGGGAGUGCGGCAGGGUUCGGUGGUGGGGCAGGGACGGUAAAGGAGUCGCGAAGACGACGGCACGGUGGCAUAUCAAUCGCGCACCACGCCAAAAUAAUACGCCGCUGAAAAUCCGUUUUCAGUGCCCGCUGAAACGGAGCUGCGCGAAAGCUGCUCUUUCAUACACACUCACACACAUCCAAAAGAUGCAUUUCAGUUUAUUGUUUUUGCACAUAGUCCUGCUGAGUCAAUUAGUGGGCAGUAAAUCCAGGUCGAAGGAUCAGAAAUUAACCAGCCCAUUUUACGAUCUGUACCCUUCUGACAAACUACCCGGCGAUGUGCAGAUCACUACGUUUCUAUACAAGGAACAACCUAAAAUGUUUUUCUAUUGGUCCACCGUCAACCACGGUCAUUUGUCUUUGACUGUCAUCACCUGUUCUUCACCCGUCAACUGGAUGGUCACCUACAACAACACUGAUCCAUCGUCAAACUCGGAUAGACAGUACAAGGGAACGGUGCAAGAAGGAAUGGACACGCAACACUUUACGUCACUUGAAGGAUUGUACGUUUUGAAACUUGUGUCCAAAGAAACGGAUACUUACGUACACGUUUACAUGAGCACGGAACUAGGCGGGCCGCAGGCCCUUCAAACAUCGAAAUUUAUGCAAAUCAAACUGAUUAAAAGACCCAAGAAAAGGGUUACGGUCAAAUGGGAGACGAGUUUGGUGGAUCCGCAAGGUACCGAUUAUUGCCUUGUCGUGAGCUCCAAAAAGAACCACAAGUCUUUGUGUAACGCCCAGGUCGAGAGAUACGGUCCAGACUUCAUGAAACAAUCGAGACUUCCGGCAGCAGCCAGCCAAACCAUCAUCAACUGGCAACCAGACGCAAAAACCACCGACAACCAAGAUCCGGCAAUCGUAUGCGUGAACAAAAAAACUCAAUACACAGUCUCCAAUCUGAAUCAAGGCGUGACCUACUACUUCGACGUAUUCGCCAUUAACCACCAGUCUAAUUUAACCUACCCGCAAGGUAGUACAUCCUUGAAAUUCGACCAAAGGACCAAACCGACUACUUUGAAAGAUGCAAAAGCCACGUUCGCCAACCUUAAAAAACUAGACGGCAAAGCCGUAUUCAAAUUUAAGGUGAAUCGCAAAUCCGAAUCGUCGUUGGAACUCUUUAUAAUGCCUUGUGGCGGAGCUGUGAAUGUUACGGUUAAUCUCCAAGGCAAUCCUGUUGCUUCCAAACGGGGAAUUGAAGGCUUCGGACGGUUGAGAAUACCACAACCAAAACCCAAAGCCAGGUAUUAUAUUAAAGUCUAUUCGAGUAACAGAGAAGAGUUAAGAAAGACUUCAGGAGUUGAGAUUUACGCAACCACUAAAUCUUUAUCGAAAAUUCCCCUGCCAAACAUUCCGUCCGAACCUAUUGUUGAAGAGUAUGUAUCGCUCAGGAGGUGCGAUAGUGUUACGAUAGGUUGGUUGUCUUCUCCUGGUCAAAAGUCUGCUCAUUAUUGUUUGGUGGUUAGAGAAGGGAAAGUUAGAGAGAUGGAGAAUUACGAAAUGCCCAAUCAGUGUGGUUUGGAGAGUAGAUUGAGGAAAUCUGCUGAUUUUGCCUUAAAAUAUUGCAAGGAUAUUAAACAUGAAAAGGAGCAAGUUGUUACAGAAAGGAUCAGCCAUUUAAAACCUAACAAAAGCUACAUAAUACAAGUCACAGUGAAAAAACCUAGGGGAAAGAGUCUUUCAUAUGAUUUACUUCAAGUGCACACCCUUUCUUCUUGUAGGAAACAUCAGUACGUCGAAGAAACUUGAAAUUAGUUUCAUAAAGAUAUGGAAAGCAAAAUUUUGGGGCGACAUCUAAAACAGUUUAAGAGCUGAAAGAAAAAAGUGUCUAUAAAACUCUUUGUUUUAAUUUGUACCUAAUUUUAAUAAUAGGCUUGAAGUUGUAUAUUUAUUGAAUAUUGUACAGUUAUUGCAAUAAAAUGAUUAUCCCUUGUAAUAACAA
Messenger RNA from Aethina tumida (small hive beetle), 2163 nucleotides. RefSeq names its product protein NDNF (gene nord). Bases 372 to 1970 code for a protein of 532 amino acids. Lineage: Eukaryota; Metazoa; Arthropoda; Insecta; Coleoptera; Nitidulidae. Gene Ontology annotation, molecular function: protein binding. The record is from RefSeq and is a predicted model, not a curated record. The transcript is spliced from 7 exons.